AUGCCUGGCCUCAUCUACCUUCUGAAGGCGUCGCUCAGGCACACUUUCAUAUGGGUAGUGUUUGGGUUAAUUGGAAAGGGGGGCAGCGUGUUCAGCAUCAUCACCAGGGUCGAGGCCACCCACUCCCAGACCCAGGGAACCUGCCCCGAGAGCAUAAAGGUCCACAAUGCCACCUGCCUCUCCGACGCCGACUGUGUGACUGGGGAGCUGGACAUGCUGGGAAACGGCCUGCGGACCGGGCGCUGUGUGCCCUAUUACCAGGGGCCCUCCAAGACCUGCGAGGUGUUCGGCUGGUGCCCGGUGGAAGAUGGGGCCUCCGUCAGCCAAUUUCUGGGUACCAUGGCCCCAAAUUUCACCAUCCUCAUCAAGAACAGCAUCCACUACCCCAAAUUCCACUUCUCCAAGGGCAACAUCGCGGACCACACAGACGGGUACCUGAAGCGCUGCACGUUCCACGAGGCCUCCGACCUCUACUGCCCCAUCUUCAAGCUGGGCUUUAUUGUGGAAAAGGCUGGGGAGAGCUUCGCGGAGCUCGCAUACAAGGGUGGUGUCAUCGGGGUCAUUAUCAACUGGGACUGUGACCUGGACCUGCCCGCGUCGGAGUGUAACCCCAAGUACUCCUUCCGGAGGCUUGACCCCAAGCAUGUGCCUGCCUCGUCAGGCUACAACUUCAGGUUUGCCAAGUACUACAAGAUCAAUGGUACCACCACCCGCACGCUCAUCAAGGCCUACGGGAUCCGCAUCGAUGUCAUCGUGCAUGGACAGGCCGGGAAAUUCAGCCUGAUUCCCACCAUUAUUAAUCUGGCCACAGCUCUAACUUCCGUCGGGGUGGGCUCCUUCCUGUGCGACUGGAUCUUGCUAACAUUCAUGAACAAAAACAAGGUCUACAGCCAUAAGAAAUUUGACAAGGUGUGUACGCCGAGCCGCCCCUCAGGUAGCUGGCCUGUGACCCUUGCCCGUGUUUUGGGCCAGGCCCCACCCCAACCCGGCCACUGCUCCGAGGACCAGCACCCCAGCCCUCCAUCAGGCCAGGAGGGCCAACAAGGGGCAGAGUGUGGCCCAGCCUUCCCACCCCUGCGGCCUUGCCCCAUCUCUGCCCCAUCUGAGCAGAUCACUCCUGCCUCCGAGCCUGCCCCACAAGCCUCCACACCCACAGACCCCAAAGGUUUGGCCCAACUCUGAGCUCCUUCCCGUCACACUGGACUGCAGACCCGGCCUGGUGGGGCCAGAGACAGUCCCUGGCUAGGGACCCUGCACAGUAGACAUGGGCACCUCAGUAGCAGGGCAUCUCCACGAAAACUGGGCACCAUAGGGUCCCUGUGCAAGGGCUGGGGGCACGCUCUGGCCCCAGGCUUGUGCCCCACCCUGGCAUACCAGCCCGACACCUCCUCCCCAGCUGGCCCCUACAGGGCUGCUCACUUCCCAUCACCUCACAGCCACCUGGAACCCAAGCCAGCUAAGCUCUGAGGGGCUCUGCUCCUGGUCUUGGGCCCUGGGAACCCUCACCCCCCCCCACCCCGCCGGUGUAACCUCGAAUCUGCCCAGACUCUUCCCUUACAAGUCACAACAUACUCAGUCCAAUAAACCUGUGAGCAG
This is a messenger RNA of Mandrillus leucophaeus (drill), 1596 nucleotides long. It is a transcript of the gene P2RX2, whose product is annotated as purinergic receptor P2X, ligand gated ion channel, 2. The transcript has 10 exons. Gene Ontology annotation, cellular component: plasma membrane; nuclear inner membrane. The record is from RefSeq and is a predicted model, not a curated record. Gene Ontology annotation, molecular function: ATP binding; extracellularly ATP-gated monoatomic cation channel activity; purinergic nucleotide receptor activity. Lineage: Eukaryota; Metazoa; Chordata; Mammalia; Primates; Cercopithecidae. Gene Ontology annotation, biological process: response to ATP; monoatomic cation transmembrane transport. The coding region runs from base 1 to 1182 and encodes 393 amino acids.